UUGCGCCCAACAAGGAAAAAUAAGGAGAGGGGGACAUCUAAUCGCUGCAAGGUGUCUGCCCCACUGAAGCUUCCUGGAGAAAGUCAGUUACAACCGGCUUUCCCGGAGGAGUGAAGAACAAGUGAGAAAACUCUGACCUCAGUGUCUCCUAACUGGUCGAGACUCCGGGGACUCAUACUGAAGGAAGGUUCCUAUGGUCCUGAGAUGCUGAGGGAAAAGUAAGGGAUGUAAGAAGACCCACCCCUAAUCAUUAACGACGGAGGCCAAGGAGGGCAGCUGUUACAACUUUCCUACAACAACCCUGCUGCCACUAUCACCGUCUCAGGGAAAGUCCUUAUAGAUGACCUUGAAUGCUGGAAGAGCUCUGAUGUGCUUACUGGAGUGGAACUCCAUAUGUGAAUCCAUGAAUUAAAGAUCAGUGACAAGGUUUCUACAAGGAAAACGCAGUCCUUUUUAAACCCUCAAGGCUACACCAAAGGAGACCAUUAAGUUUCCAGAAAGAAUUUUCACUUGAAGACAAAGAACAACUUGCCAACAGCACUAAGGAUCUCGAUGCUCACCUUUUAGCAGGACUUCCGAAAGUUUCAGAAUUAAGAAAACUCUUUGAGCCAAGCCGGAAAGAAUUUUUGGAGAUGAAAAGGAAAGAGCGCAUUGCCAGACGCUUAGAAGGAAUUGAAAAUGACACGCAGCCCAUCCUUCUGCAGAAUUGCCCCGGGCUAGUAACCCACCGUUUACUGGAGGAAGAUACACCACGAUAUAUGCGAGCUACUGACCCAUACAGUCCCCACAUUGGCCGAGCUAAUGAAGAGGAGGAGACUUCAGAUUCUUCUUUAGAAAAGCAGCCUAAGUCCAGAUAUUGUACAGAAACACCCUGCAGUUCAGGGGCCAUGGAUACCCAGACACUCGAAUCCAAAGCUGAGAGAAUAGCCAGGUAUAAGGCAGAAAGAAGACGCCAGUUAGCAGAAAAGUACGGGCUGAACCUGGACUCUGAUGCCGACUCCGAAUAUGCCUCUCGAUACACUAAACCCAAGAAGGACCCAGAAACUGUAGAGAAAAGGGCAGGGAAAAGUGACAAGCAGGAGGAAGAAAGCAAAACUUUUCCGUCCCCAUACUCCAGGACAGAAACUGUGGAACCGAGGAGUACAGCCUCCGACAACAAGGACUAUGCCUUCCGGGAGCGGGAUGGUGUUCCCGAUACGGAAGCACUCCUGAACGUGGAAAACCAUAGACGAGCACCAGAGCAGAGUGCCAGUGGACGAGGGCUCGACGCGCCAGCCCCAGCCGAGGAUCCCUCGGCCUUCUCGUACUCCGAACGAGACUCUUCCUCCAGCGACGUGCCAAGGUCUCCCAAGCAAACCCAUAAGGUGUCCUUGUACUCACCAAAGCAGCCAGCUUCACCGAGUCAGCCAUCAGGCGACCAGCCUUUCCACAGUGAUGCCAGACUGGGUAGUUCAGGAAAACCCAAACAUGAAUGGUUUCUUCAGAGAGAUUCGGAAGGAGACACACCUUCACUUAUCAACUGGCCUUCCAGAGUAAAGGUUAGAGAGAAAUUGGUGAAAGAGGGGAGUUCCCAUCGCAGCCCUGAAUUUAUCUCAGACCCUGUAACUCAGAGAAGACCCCACCAGCCAGUGCCAGUCCAUCACGUGUCUCUUCAGUCAGAAACGUCCGCUUUUGAUAGGGUGACCAGCCAGGUGGGCAGUUCCGCCCGCCAGCCGAUCCAUGGCUACGUUCAGCGAGCCGGCCUUGCCCACUCUGCCACUCGGGUAGCCUCAGAUGACCUAGAAGAUGUCUCUGGGAGCAACAUUGUAGCUCCAGCUUCCGCCAGCUUCUCCACGCAGCACCCUGCACCUGACGCUCUAGAGGUCGAGACCAACCCCACUCCCGUCCUUCAGAUUUAUGAACCUCAACGAGAGGAAGAGCCCUUCUUAGGAGAAGCCCAUGGGAGGGGCGGAAAAGCCCUUUCGCCUUUGGAGACGCCUGGGCAGGCGAAGUGGAGGGAAGACCCCGGCGGAAGCAGCCAGUCUGAUGAGCCGGCCAUCAGCUCAGCUGUCGGGAGCCAGGAGAGGGCCCGCCGCUCAGAGCUUCAGAAUGACCCGGAGUGUCCGCCGCAGGUCUUUCCUCAGUACCGGCGACCUGAAAAGCUAGCACGGAGCGAGGCAGUCAUGUAUGUUCAGAGCGGAUCCGUGUCCAAGGCCGCUGGGUCGAGAGACCGGGCCCAGGAAGUGUCUGCGACGAAGCACCGAUUGCUAAACCGCUCGCUGUCUGACUACACUGGCUCCCCCAAGGUAGAGGAAAUCAAAAGUAAGGAAUCGGCCUCCUCCAAACACGUGCCGGAGUUUCAGAGUGCGGAAGGAGAUGGGUUGAACGGGGAGGUUGGCAUGGUAGACACCAGGGUCUCUGUUGCCCAGCUGCGAAAUGCCUUUCUGGAAUCCGCCAAUGCCAGCAAGAAAUCCGAAUUUCCAUCCCGGGUUGAAAGGUCAACCGCAAGGGCUAAGUUGCCUGCCAGUUCGGAACAGGCACAAGGGUCCCGGAAACCGAGACGCUACUUUUCUCCUGGUGAAAAUAGAAAAACUUCUGAGAGGUUUAGAACUCAACCUAUAACUUCAGCUGAACGAAAGGAAACGGAUAGGUUCACUACGAAUUCAGAAAUGCCAACUGCCGAAGAUGAAGAGAAAGUGGAUGAACGGGCCAAGCUGAGUGUUGCUGCCAAAAGGCUGCUUUUUAGGGAAAUGGAAAAAUCAUUUGAUGAGAAACCAGUUCCUAAAGGUCGCUCGAGGAAUGCGGCAGUGGAACGGCGGCUGCGGCGAAUGCAGGAUCGAUCCCACACCCAGCCCGUCACCACCGAAGAAGUGGUCAUUGCCGUGACUGAACCUAUCCCUGCUUCACAUACUGUGACCACCCACACUGUAAUGGCAAGAAUACCUAGUCCCACUGUAGUUAAGAGCACUUGGCAGCCAACCAGUUUGCAGGCUUCUGCGCACCAGAAGGCUUUAGCCAAGGAGCAGGCAAAGGAGGCCGGAGGCUCAGCUGAUGACCCAGGAGAGCCCGACUCCUCCAUGCUCAGCCUGGCCGAGAAGAUGGCCUUGUUUAACAAACUGGCCCAGCCCGUAUCCAAAGCCAUCUCUACCCGAAGCAGGGUGGACAUCAGACAGAGGAGGAUGAACUCUCGGUACCAAACUCAACCGGUCACCCUCGGAGAAGUGGAACAGGUGCAGAGCGGAAAACUUAUGCCUUUCUCACCUGUGGUGAACACAUCUGUGUCCACGGAAGCAUCCACUCUGUCCCCGAUGUAUGCGGGGGAUCUGCGAGCAAAGCAGAAUGCUCCUGAGGGAGCAAGUGCCUCUGACUUCAGGUUCCAUUCUUUGACAGAAAGCACAGGCUCUUCUUUGGUCCGAGGCCCUCUGAAACCCCGAGAUUGGCAGCCCUCCGGGCAGGAAAUUGAAAGCAAAAAAGCAUCCGGGGAUCCUGGGGAGACAGAGACCGUGAGAGGCUGGGCUCGGGAUGAUCGGGCUGGGAAAGAGUACAGGUCCUUGGAGGAAGAAGAAAGCCGAGAGCCCUACCUUGAGGCAGUGGGGGAGGGAGAUCUCCACAGAGGGUCCAAAUAUGUUUAUCCAAGGAAAGGUAGCAGGGAGUUCUCUCAUCCACCAGUCCCAUUUCACCCAGAAGAGCAGAAGGAAUUUCCCGUUUCCAGAAGCAUCGGCCUGGGAAAGCAGGACAUGAGAGAAGGUCAGACCUUGGAGGAGGAGAUGGACUUGGAGAUGAAAAGCAAGCUCCUGCCAAGAGAGCUUGCUGACGCUCCUCUUGAGCGCUUUGGCACUGCAGCCACAAAGACCGUUUCUCAAACUACAACCGGGGCAUCCUGUAGACAGCAGGAGGGUUUGGAACAAUUAGAGGAAAAACUCUGUAAAAACACUGGUGCACUAUUUUCAGCUGAGGAAAACAAACUACAAAUAACAGAGGACAUCCUCGAUGCGUCUAGCAAAACAAUGUCUAUUAAAGAAAGAUUGGCACUCCUAAAGAAGAGCGGGGAAGAAGACUGGAAAAACAGACUUAACAAAAAACAGGAGUAUGGCAAAGUGUCUCUCCCUGAACGAAGCUCACUGCUCCUAGAGACCGAGCAGUCAUACAAAAAGAAGGAAGAAGGAGGAAUAACAGAUGAUAAUGCCAUUGCUAAUCUGCUUUGGGAACCUGUCUAUGCUUCUACUUACUCUCCUGCUCUUCCUGCUCUACAUAAAUGCCAGUCUUUUGUACCCAUUAAUCAGAGGAUGGUUGAGGGUCGGGAGAACCAAAUGACAAUUGAAGAGAGGAAGCAUCUGAUCACUGUGAGAGAGGAAGCCUGGAAGACCAGGGGCAAAGGGGCAGCCAAUGAUUCCACCCAGUUCACCGUGGCAGGGCGAAUGGUCAAGAAAGGUCUGGCCUCACCCACCGCCAUCACACCAGUGGCCUCCCCUUUCAGCAGUAGAACGAAGGGCACCACACCCAUUUCCAAGCCCCUGGAAGAUAUUGAAGCCAGACCAGAUAUGCAGUUGGAGUCAGACCUGAAGCUGGACAAGCUGGAAACGUUUCUGGGAAGGUUGAAUAACAAAGUUGCAGGGAUGCAAGAAAGAGUGCUUACAGUCACUGGUAAAUCUGUGAAAGAAGUGAUGAAACCGGAUGAUGAUGAAACCUUUACAAAGUUUUACCGUAAUAUGGAUUACACGGUACCUCUAGGAGCAGUGGAACUGGAUGAGGACUUUGAUGCCAUAUUUGAUCCUUACUCUCCCAAGUUGACCUCUUCCGUAACUGAGCACAAGCGGGCCGUCCGACCCAUGCGCAGGGUCCCUUCUUCACGGAAUCCCUUAAAGAUGCUGGCUGCCAGAGAAGACAUUCUUCAGGAAUAUACUGAGCAGAGAUUGAAUGUGGCCUUCAUGGAAUCGAAACGAAUGAAGGUUGAAAAGAUGUCAGCCAACUCAAACUUCUCAGAAGUGGCCCUGGCAGGUUUAGCCAGCAAAGAAAAUUUCAGCAGUGUGAAUCUGCGGAGUGUAAAUCUGACCGAACAAAACUCCAACAACAGCUCUGUGCCGUACAAGAAACUGAUGCUGCUUCAGGUUAAAGGAAGAAGACAUGUACAGACAAGACUAGUUGAGCCAAGAGCCUCAUCGUUGAACAGUGGAGACUGCUUCCUUCUGUUAACUCCCCACUUCUGCUUUCUGUGGGUGGGAGAGUUUGCCAACGUCAUAGAAAAGGCUAAGGCAUCAGAGCUUGCAGCUCUAAUUCAGACCAAGAGGGAACUGGGCUGUAGAGCUACCUACAUUCAGACUAUAGAAGAAGGAAUAAACACACAUACCCACGCAGCAAAAGACUUCUGGAAGCUGCUAGGCGGUCAGACGAGCUCCCAGGCUGCUGGAAAUCCCGAGGAAGAUGAGAUGUAUGAAACGGCUAUAAUAGAAACCAACUGCAUCUAUCGCUUAAUAGAUGACAAACUUGUUCCUGAUGAUGACUACUGGGGGAAGAUGCCAAAAUGUAACCUCCUGCAGUCCAAAGAGGUUCUGGUGUUUGACUUUGGCAGCGAAGUGUAUGUCUGGCAUGGGAAGGAAGUCACGUUAGCACAAAGAAAAGUCGCAUUCCAACUGGCAAAGCACCUGUGGAAUGGAACCUUUGACUAUGCCAAUUGUGACAUAAAUCCUCUAGAUCCUGGAGAAUGCAACCCUUUGAUUCCCAGAAAAGGACAGGGCCGACCCGAUUGGGCGAUCUUUGGGAGAUUGACAGAGCACAACGAGACGAUCUUGUUCAAAGAAAAAUUCCUCGAUUGGACUGAAAUGAAGAAGCUGAAUGAAAAGAACUCAAGUGACCUCUCCCAGCAGAAGGAAGAAUCUAGGACUGACUUCAAGCCCUAUGAUGUGAUGCUUAUGGUGCCGGUGCCUCAGACAACAGUCAGCACGGUCUUGGACGGGGUCAACAUUGGCCGAGGCUACGGACUAAUCGAAGGGGGUGACAGGAGGCAGUUCGAGAUUGCCACCGCCUCCGUGGAUGUGUGGCAUAUCUUGGAAUUCGACUACAGCCGGCUCCCCAAACAGAGCAUCGGCCAGUUCCAUGAAGGCGACACGUAUGUGGUAAAGUGGAAGUACAUGGUGAGCACUGCAGUUGGGAGCAGGCAGAAGGGAGAGCACUCCAUUCGGGCGGCUGGCAAAGAGAAGUGCGUAUACUUCUUCUGGCAAGGGCGGCACUCCACGGUGAGUGAGAAGGGAACAUCGGCCCUGAUGACCGUGGAGCUGGAUGAAGAACGUGGGGCCCAGGUGCAGGUACUCCAAGGGAAGGAACCACCCUGCUUUCUGCAGUGCUUCCAGGGCGCUAUGGUGGUCCAUGCAGGGAGGCGAGAGGAAGAAGAAGAAAAUGCACAAAGUGACUGGAGAUUGUACUGUGUACGAGGAGAGGUCUCCAAUGAGGGAAAUUUGCUCGAAGUAGCAUGUCACUGCAGCAGCCUGAGGUCCAGGACUUCUAUGAUUGUUCUCAAUGUCAACAAGGCCCUGAUCUACUUGUGGCACGGCUGCAAAGCCCAGGCCCACACAAAGGAUGUAGGAAGAACAGCAGCAAAUAAAAUCAAGGAACAGUGUCCCCUGGAAGCAGGAUUGCACAGCAGCAGCAAGGUGACGAUUCACGAAUGUGAUGAAGGGUCAGAGCCGUUGGGAUUCUGGGACGCACUGGGCCGGAGAGACCGCAAGGCCUAUGACUGCAUGCUGCAGGAUCCUGGAAAGUUUAACUUCACACCCCGCCUGUUCAUCCUCAGUAGUUCGUCUGGCGAUUUCUCAGCCACCGAGUUCAUGUAUCCCGCCCGGGAUCCUUCGGUGGUCAAUUCUAUGCCCUUCUUGCAAGAGGACCUGUACAGUGCCCCCCAGCCAGCGCUUUUCCUGGUCGACAAUCAUCACGAGGUAUAUCUCUGGCAGGGCUGGUGGCCGAUUGAGAACAAGAUCACGGGCUCUGCACGGAUCCGCUGGGCCACAGACAGAAAGUGUGCUAUGGAGACGGUUCUUCAAUACUGCAAAGGAAAAAAUGUCAAGAAGCCCCCCAAGUCCUACUUGAUCCAUGCUGGUCUGGAGCCACUGACAUUCACCAACAUGUUUCCCAGCUGGGAGCACAGGGAAGACAUUGCCGAAAUCACGGAAAUGGACACUGAUGUCUCUAAUCAGAUUAUCCUUGUGGAAGACGUGUUAGCCAAGCUGUGCAAAACCAUCUAUCCCCUGGCUGACCUCCUGGCCAGGCCUCUGCCCGAAGGUGUUGACCCCCUGAAGCUUGAAAUCUAUCUGACAGAUGCAGAUUUUGAGGCCGCGCUGGACAUGACCCGGGAGGAGUUCAACUCUCUGCCACCCUGGAAGCAGGCCAACCUUAAGAAAGCCAAAGGGUUGUUCUAGGCGGCCCGGUUUGCGGCCCCGGACGCCUUCCCCGGGGAAUCCCUCCCACCACUCUCAAUUCCAUCUGACUGAGAACAAGGGAAUUCUUCAGGUCCGGAAUUACCGAAGUCAUCCAGUAUGGCUUGGCUGAGGUGUGGGCCGGCUGAGGUGCGGGCCAGCUGAGUGCACAAGGAAGAGAGCUCUGGGAACCCUCUCGCACCCCCGUUACCAUUGCCGCCAACCCGCUGCUAAAUGGUCGUGCGAAUGCUCCCAGUCCUCCCUAGCCUGGCCCCUUCUCAGCCCGGUCCCCUUCCCCGCCUGGCCCCAUCCAGUCUCCCGAGCCAUUCUCCUGUAAAGUGUUAUUUUGUUAGCUUGUGGAUUCCCGAGAAAUUUAUAUUUAUAUAAACACCUUACCUAGAUGAAGUAUGAAUUUAUCAAAGCAAUAUGUAUUCACUUUUCCAGACUGUUUUUGGUGUCAAAACAAUGAGAAAGUAGAUGGAAGCUGCUUCUCCUGAAUUAGCUCUCACCAGUAUGUAUCCUUCUAUGCGAUCUGAAACGUUUUGUCCAGCAAGAGGCAAUGAAUUCUGCGCACUGCUUCCAGUGCUAAAAUGAACAAAGCCUUUGCACUUCUGAGAAUCUAUGCGAAACAACCUUUUUACUUCAGUAUCCAAAAAUGUAUAGUGCCUUGUUUUUGUGUACAGUUUCUAUACAGAAAAGUUCGGUCUGGUUUUUGAAGGUGGUUUGGAGCAGGACCCUACAAUUUUACUUUAUAAUGGUAGAAAUAAAAACAUCUCAGUUUCUAAUCAUUCUUGUAAACAUUAAACAUGCCCUUUUUGUGAUAUCAGAACCCAAAGUAAAAGCUUCAGAAUAAA
Tachyglossus aculeatus (Australian echidna) is the source of this 8239-nucleotide messenger RNA. RefSeq names its product supervillin (gene SVIL). Gene Ontology annotation, cellular component: cytoplasm; actin cytoskeleton. Bases 633 to 7388 code for a protein of 2251 amino acids. The transcript is spliced from 43 exons. Gene Ontology annotation, biological process: actin filament severing; cytoskeleton organization; actin polymerization or depolymerization. Lineage: Eukaryota; Metazoa; Chordata; Mammalia; Monotremata; Tachyglossidae. Gene Ontology annotation, molecular function: actin filament binding; phosphatidylinositol-4,5-bisphosphate binding. The record is from RefSeq and is a predicted model, not a curated record.